AGUUCAGGUGAGGUCCACAUGCUCAGGUAACUGUGUGUUCGACAGACCUUUGCCACAGUUUCAGAGUCCUCUGCCCGGUUUCUUAUAAAAGUCCAUAAGUUUCCAGCCGGAGGAGUUCGUUUUCAAGUUUCAAGUGCUUGCUUGGACCCAGCCCCUCGGCUGGAAAUUCCGCGGCCGAUGAUGAUGAUGAUGGUGUGCCUUUGAAAAGGUGGAAAGUGAAAGUAAAGUUGACAAAAUAGCAUGGGACCUACCGCGGAGCAGAGCAGACUGACAGCAGCACCACAGCACGCUUGAGUCUGGAUGAUCGCAGCGGCAGCAUGACGGCAUGGAAACACGCCCGUCUGUGUCUCUUUGUUCUCUUGUGUCUGAUCAACCUGUCAAAAGAAGGCUGUGAGGAUUAUUUCACCGUGGAACGGAUGAAAAAAUAUCUGGACCACACUGUGUACCUCAUAGAGACUGGUGAACUGAAGGACACAUUGGAGUGUACAGUGGAGAGAGAGUGCAUAGACGGACACGAACCAUACUGUCUAUGGCUGGAUCACUGCUAUGACAGACAGAAGGAUGUGCCAAAAACUGAGACUGAAAAGUGUAAAGGGAACCCUUCUGUGGGAAUCAGUCACUAUCACUUCGGGUGCUUGGUAUCACACUACACAUUAUCCGAGCCUGUUGAAGGCUGUAAAAACUAUGAGCGUGUCUGUGAGCUCCAUAAAGAGAGACAGCCCAUUAUUUCUGAGGAGACAAAACCAUCACAUCGCCCACCACCACCACCACCAACAACAACAACAACAACAACAAAGGCAACACUGCCAGAAACAACAACAACAACAACAGCAGCACCAACAACAACACUGCCAGACACAACUAGAGCAACAACAACAACAGCAACAACAACAACAGCAGCAGCACCAACAACAACACUGCCAGACACAACUAGAGCAACAACAACUGAAACAACAACAACAGCAGCAGCACCAACAGUCACACAGAGCGCAGUUAGCGGAAACAAUGCCAAUAAUUCAAAGAUUGUACAUGAAGCAGGGAAUGAUAAUACAAACACAGACCCCCUCAAGAUAUUCUUAGGGAUUUCUGUGAUCUUCAAUGUGAUCGCAGUGCUGGGUGGUUUGUACAUGCGCCGCCGGUGGACGCAGGACAGUAAACAGUGGGGGAACAUGUUAGCCUUUGAGUCGAAGGGAUACCUAACAGAAGCUCAACCAGUGACAGAGCCGAGGUCAGAAACACCGCCGUCAUCUGCAAACAGGGAGGAAGAGAACAUCCACCUCAUGACGCCUCAGGACUGUCAGUCCAUCAUCACACAUUCUGCUGAUAGAGACAGUCAUUGCUGUGCUGCUGAGGAGGAAAAGCACCUUUAAGGACCCUGCUCACAACAUAGCUGUGGGAUGUAAGUAUGUGGGUGCCAGAAGGACCAG
Epinephelus moara (kelp grouper) is the source of this 1427-nucleotide messenger RNA. RefSeq lists its product as uncharacterized. NCBI's taxonomy places the organism in Eukaryota, Metazoa, Chordata, Actinopteri, Perciformes, Serranidae. The transcript is spliced from 15 exons. Bases 318 to 1370 code for a protein of 350 amino acids. The record is from RefSeq and is a predicted model, not a curated record.